AUGUAUUUUGGAGAGAGUGACACUCGUUUUAAUUUUUGUUCAUGUCUUGCCUUCAUAGCGCUGGGUCUGGAUGACCGGAUUGGUAAUUUUAUGGUAGGGAAAGAGUUUGAUGCAUUAUUAAUCGAAACAGCCUGCAAGGACAGUCCGUUUGACACGUUUGAUGGCCAUUACAAAGAUACCUUCGAGGAUUAUUACAGAGCUGCUCAAGAAGGAAAUUUAGAUGUCAUUAAAUCGUUCAUCAGUAACGUUGAAGACUUGGAUAGGAAAUAUUUUUAUUAUCAGCGAACGUUGGUUACCCAUGCAUCGUCGUAUGGUCAACGAGAAGUAGUCGAAACAUUGAUUAAUGCUGGUGCGAGUGCUGGAUGUAAAGAGGCGAAUGGCAACACUGCAAUACAUUUUGCAUCCCACAAUGGUCAUUCUUCCGUAGUUGAAGUUCUGUUACGUCAUGGCGUAGAUCCAAACUGCAAGAACAAUGAAGGACAGACGCCUCUUUAUCUUGCCACCUUAAAUAAUAAUAUAGAAGUUGUGAAAGUUCUCAUCCAGUACAGAUGCGACGUGAACAGUCUUUUUGAGAAAAAUAAUGCUCUCUACACCAUACUACGCUAUCCGAUAAGACAUUUAACAUCUUCUAAAUUUGAGGAGAGUGUUCAAAAACAAGAAGAUGCUCUGGGAAUUGUCAAAUUGUUGGUGGAAGCCGAUAUUAAUAUUGAUCACAUAAGUACUGAUGGCAGAACACCACUAGAAGUAACACAAUCAAAUAUCGGAAGACACUGUGCAAGAACAACUUUCUAUAAAGGCGCUGAACAUGUAAUACUGGGUGCCAAACUGGAAAAAGUUUACCAAGAACUUAUGAUUGAAAAAGGUGUGCCAGUAACUGUUGGUAAACUUUAUAUCUGUGGUCAUUGUGGUGCGGGCAAGUCAACAUUGAAGAGAUCUCUUUUACUUUCAACAAAGGCCACAGAUGCACCACCCCCUGGAGAUGACAAGUAUAUCCCUACAGCUGGAAUAGAGGUCGAAAACAUAUUCGUACCAGGAAUAGGUAAGGUCAGCUUAUGGGACUAUGCCGGCCACGCAGAGUUUUUUGUGACACACACGAUGUUCCUGGGCGCAAGAACAGCGACUUUUGUUGUGUUGUAUCAGAUAGCAGAUUACCAUAAAAAACCACAUGGUGUAGAAAUCAGGCGACCAUUUGAAAUCAUGGAAGAACAAAAAAACAAGGUUCUCCAUUGGCUGCGACUAAUAAAGGCAACUAAUCCUUCCAAGGUGAAAGGUCAAGAAGGUCAGAAGCCAACUGUAAUACUUGUGGCAAGUAGAGCUGACUGGGCAGCACAAUGGGAACAGGAAGCUAAGCAAGUGGCUAAACAAAUAACAGAAGACUGUUCAGAAAUCAUGAAGGACCACCUUAACAUCGUGGAUGAAUGUUUUGUCAUCAAUGGUCAUGAGCCAGAUACUGCAGACAUGGCACGUCUCAGGAAUUUACUAAAUGCAAGGAUCACCAACGUUCUUCAGAACGAAAAACCAAUGCCCAGCAUAUGUGACAAGAUUGCAAAGAACAUACACACAUUGAUUGGAGAAAAGAAGCUGUAUCCUGUGAUGCACUGGGAUGAUUAUUACAGUCACGUGAAAGAAACUAUUGAUUCAAACAUUGAAGAACAUUUCUUAGACAAGGCAACAGAUUAUCUUUAUAAUAUGGGCGAGAUCCUAUAUUUUAAGAGUGACGAUGCUUCUUACAGUGGGAACAUCAUAGUAUUAGAACCACAAUGGUUCUGUGAGAGAGUUAUUGGUCCUAUGUUAGCUUCCAAUGUAUUCAACCAGUAUACACAUCGGCUGGGAAUGAAAGAAAUCUACACCCGACCAGAGCUAGAGAAGGUCCUUAAUGACAGAGCCGAUGUUGAGCUACUGGUCAAGUUGCUUGAGGCUUUUGAGCUUUUAUUUCCAUUGACACGUGGUUCCGGCAGCGUUGCGUAUUCAUAUAUAAUUCCCGGAUUGCUUCCCAGUGAUAUGCCAGAUAAUCAAUGGCGGAUGAGCGCCACCAAACGACGUUACUUUGGCAGGCGUGUCCAUUGUCUGCAGGAUACUGAUAACUUCUCGCCUGGUUUCUUUUCACGUCUUCAGACGCGCCUUUAUUUGCACUUCACUAGUCUGGGUCACCGGCCCAGUGGAAUAUGGAGGAAUGGAAUAAAAGUUUGUGACAGUGUGGAAGGGCUGGUCUACAUGACCGAUGACAGGAGAGCAGUACAUGUGUGCGUCAGGACAGAAGAUGAUGAAGAAAUUGGAGAAUGCUCUCGACUGCUUAACCUCGUCACGCAAGACAUAUAUGAUGUGCUGCGCACCUCGUGUCCAGGAACAAAUGUUGGAAUGUGUAUUCUAAGUCCACAGUCACUCAGAGAUCACGAAAACCCGGAAGAUAUCUGCUACUACACUUUACAGCAGGUGUGCGAGGCUGAAAUUCAGAAGAGAAAAGUCUAUGACGAAAUAGUUGGUCGAACAGAGGUCAUAACAGAUCUACUCUGUCCAGGACAUGACAGGACUUUUCUCGAUAUCCAAAGGUACCAAUGCGAUGUGAAGUGGCUGCUACAGAAGACAAAGGAAGAACUGAUUGAGAAUCUAGAAAUAGAGGACCCAUCAGGACUCCGUGAUCAUCGAAUCAUGGCACAAUACAUGGGAAUAUCGAAUUCAGAAAGACAAUACAUGGCCAGGGUAGCUUACAAGAGAAACACCACGGUCACCGAAAUGAUUCUAAAUAAAUGGUCUGAAAAUUGGGCGAAGAAGAGGAAACGAGAUGGCCCAUCAGCUGUGAAAUAUGAAAAUACGUCGUAUGGUGUGUAUUACUAUGAAAGCAGUAUUGACAAUCUACUUAAAAUCAUUAAUGAAAUCGACCAUUAUGACGUGAAAUGUGCAAUAAUUGAUAUGUUUGAAUUAUUGCAAAGACAUCCAAAGGAUGUUGGAGUUUAA
Messenger RNA from Saccoglossus kowalevskii, 2955 nucleotides. RefSeq names its product death-associated protein kinase 1-like. Gene Ontology annotation, molecular function: protein binding. The record is from RefSeq and is a predicted model, not a curated record. Lineage: Eukaryota; Metazoa; Hemichordata; Enteropneusta; Harrimaniidae.